This is a messenger RNA of Pelobates cultripes (western spadefoot toad), 515 nucleotides long. Lineage: Eukaryota; Metazoa; Chordata; Amphibia; Anura; Pelobatidae. The record is from the annotation of a GenBank genome assembly.
AUGGAGAAGAAGGCCCUAACACAUGUACCGAGAGCGCUAGUAGAAAGAGCCAGACGUGAAAGAUGACGACCACGAACUAACAAGGCCGGCAGUCCACGAGCGGACGGCGAAACGCAGGUAAUAGCAGUGGCUACGGGAGAGGCCGCGGGCAGAGCCAGGUGGAAAGCGUAGAGGAGGCACAGGAGAGAUCGUACGAAAAAUAUGCAAGAAGUCAGGCAUGGAACCAGCCCGGGCAGCAGACGCCAAGUGCCCAAGUUGCCAUCCGGAAACACCCCAUAGACAACAGUAGCGGAGAAGAGCGAAAUCGGGGCCCCCUCCAGCAACAGCGUAACCCGUGGAGGCGGACAGACGUUGAGAGUACGGCUGUCCGAAAGGCUGCCGGGGAGGGAAAAGGUGGACUUGCGAGAACCGCAGCGAAGCAAGGAAGAGACCAGGACACGAAAGAAAAGACAGGAGUAGCCAAAACUGCACAGCGUGAAGAGGCAAAGAAACAGAGCAUAAGCGACCCAAUGUAA